ACAAAAUACUAGAGUGGUUGCACAUUUGGGAACCGCAAGGUCCGUAUUCCGUAACCCUCUUCUGGUUCUCUCGAUCUCUCAAUCUGAAGUGGAGCUUGCGUAAUCGCCUCAGCCUUUUCAAAGGGAUAAUGUUGGACGCACAAGAUGUAUAGGUUCGUCUGUUUUUUAUGUUUGCCCGUUUCUUUGAUUCUUUGCGCGAUUUGAGAGAGAUAAGAGAUUUCAACGAAUCAGGUAGUGAGUUGUACUGAGAAGAAGCGAGUCUGUAUCUUAUGGCAAAACGAGCUUUGCAGCUAUUCGUGAGUAGAUUGUCAUUUUACACAACAAACGAUGAAUUAAGGAGGUUAUUUUUGCCUUUUGGUGAUAUUAAAGAAGCAAGGCUUGUGAUAGACCAUAGAACGCAGAGGCCUAAAGGAUUUGGAUUUGUCACUUUUGAAUCAGAAACUGAUGCCCAGAAUGCUUUGAAGGCGUUGAAUGGCAAGAUAAUUAAUGGCAGACUAAUUUGUGUUGAAGUUGCUAAGACCACUAGACCAGGGGAAAGUUAACCUACUGAAUAAUCUCAUCUCUAAUCUCUUACUGAAAUAGAGAGACUUUAUAUUGUUGGCAUGCAAAAUUUAUAUUGUUGUUGACAAUGGUACAUAUGGAGUGAAUGGUGUGUGAGGGUUUUGAAGUUAGAGUUUUCUAUACUUUGUAGAUUAUGAUGGACUACCUACAUGAACCACUUGGACUUAGUAUGGAUGCUUUUUAGCUAAUUUAUAUAUUACAUGAAUUUUCUUUUUCUGGUUGA
Messenger RNA from Ipomoea triloba (trilobed morning glory), 784 nucleotides. Its product is annotated as glycine-rich RNA-binding protein 4, mitochondrial. Gene Ontology annotation, cellular component: spliceosomal complex. NCBI's taxonomy places the organism in Eukaryota, Viridiplantae, Streptophyta, Magnoliopsida, Solanales, Convolvulaceae. Gene Ontology annotation, biological process: positive regulation of mRNA splicing, via spliceosome. The transcript is spliced from 5 exons. Gene Ontology annotation, molecular function: RNA binding. The record is from RefSeq and is a predicted model, not a curated record. The coding region runs from base 270 to 542 and encodes 90 amino acids.